Cicer arietinum (chickpea) is the source of this 1055-nucleotide messenger RNA. RefSeq lists its product as uncharacterized. Gene Ontology annotation, molecular function: aminoacyl-tRNA deacylase activity. NCBI's taxonomy places the organism in Eukaryota, Viridiplantae, Streptophyta, Magnoliopsida, Fabales, Fabaceae. The record is from RefSeq and is a predicted model, not a curated record.
UAAUUGAGCAUAUAAAAGAUCAACAAACAACAGCUACAAAACGGAGCGAGUGUGGAGUAACAAAACUCACCAUCGUCGAGAUUGAGUUCCGGUAGGUGGAAGCACCGAUUUAUUUAUACGCCAAUCAGAAUGGAAGAAGCCCUAGCGCAAUUGGAACAAGUCCAAACCCAGCUCCUUCAACGCAUUUCAUACCUAGAACAACACUCUCAUCUUCAAACUAAUUCCCCUGUAAUCAACAACCCUCACACUCACAUUGACUCCGACACAGUGUCUCGCCUCUCUUCAAUUUCUUCCGAUUACUACGAUUGCCCUCUUGAAUCCCGUCGCGAUGCUCUUCACGCUGCUUCCAUUAACCAUCUCUGCAAAAGCAUUGUUUUGGUUAACACACAAGCCCCCUCCACCGUUGUUGAUUGUUCUGAUCGCAAUAAUUCAAAGUACUACGUUGUCGUUGUUCAGUAUACUGCUCGGUUCAAUGCUGAGGCUGUGAAAAACUUUCUUUACUCGCUCAACAAUGGAACUAUAGCCAAAAAGAAAUUCAACUUGAGGCUGGCUCCUGAGGAAAUAUCAGCAGAGUUAACUGGAUAUGGGCACAAUGCAGUAACUUGUAUUGGCAUGAAAACAGACAUUCCGGUGAUUUUGGAUGAAGCUAUUGUAAAACUAACUCCAGAUUUCUUUUGGUUGGGUGGUGGUGAGGUUGAUCUGAAGCUAGGGAUACGGACAUCGGAAUUAAUUAAAUUUAUCAACCCAUUCAUCGUCAGCUGUAGCAGUAGUUGAUUUUGUUUAUUAGAGUAGAGGUCAAGAUAAAUCAAGUUUACAUGGAUAGGUACCAUUUUCAGCUUUCCAUUAUUGAGUUUUAUACGAUUUGAAUUGUUGUCCACUGAGGAAGCUAUUUAUUUUUCAUAGCCAAUUUUGUGCUCUGCUGAAGAGAUUAUCCUUCAUGUUUCAGAGAUUUGAGUGCAGCCAGCAUCAUGGCUUCAUAUUUUAUAUUUGGUGAAAGUUAAUAACAUCAUCAGGAAAAAAAAAUGGCACCUAAUAAGGGGGCAAGUUUACUCUUU